UGCCUGCCCCCUUGUGUUUUUGUGCAGUAUAAGUCAAAGCAGCUCCUGUUUUCAGCUCUCCGGAAUCAGUCAAAAUGCCGGUAGAUUUAAGCCUGUGGACAGGGAAUCUUGCACUAACAGAGGUGGAUGAGAAGCCUGCACAGACCCUCCAUGUCAAGUAUGGCUCUCUUGAAAUCGACGAGUUGGGCAAAGUGCUCACGCCAACACAGGUGCAGAGCAGUCCCACCUCUAUAGAGUGGGAGGGGUGUGACUCCACUAAGCUGUACACCCUGGCCAUGACCGACCCCGACGCACCCAGCAGGAAAGACCCCAAAUUCGGGGAGUGGCAUCACUUUCUGGUGGUGAACAUGAAGGGAAACGAUGUAUCCAGUGGAUGUGUUAUGUCCGACUACGUUGGGUCCGGCCCUCCAAAAGGCACUGGUCUCCACAGGUAUGUGUGGCUGGUCUAUGAGCAGUCAGGAAACCUCUCCUGUACGGAGCCCGUCCUCACCAACUGCUGUGGAGACAACCGCGGCAAGUUCAAGAUCCAAGCCUUCCGCCAGAAAUACGGACUGGGAGUUCCCGUGGCUGGAACCUGCUAUCAGGCAGAAUGGGAUAAUUAUGUCCCUAAACUCUAUGAGCAACUGGCUGGAAAAUAAACAAAGGAGUAUUCAGAAAUUAA
This is a messenger RNA of Salvelinus fontinalis (brook trout), 661 nucleotides long. It is a transcript of the gene pebp1, whose product is annotated as phosphatidylethanolamine binding protein 1. The transcript is spliced from 4 exons. Lineage: Eukaryota; Metazoa; Chordata; Actinopteri; Salmoniformes; Salmonidae. Gene Ontology annotation, biological process: negative regulation of MAPK cascade. The record is from RefSeq and is a predicted model, not a curated record. The coding region runs from base 75 to 638 and encodes 187 amino acids.